GUGAGUCCGGGGCCCGGAGCUGCCAUGACCCGGCCGGCAGUCUGACUGGAAGAUAAUGGCUGCAGAGCUGUUUCCCACCAAGAAGCUGGUCACCUCCGCCUCAGCGAGCAGCAGCACCUCCUCUUCCUCCUCCUCCUCCUCCUCCUCCAUCUCCAUCCCGCAGCACCAGCAGCAGAACCUCACGAACAACAACACGAGCACCGCGGCGCAGGGCGGCAGCAGCUGGCAGGGCCUGUUCCCCACCAUCCGGGAGAGGAAUUCAGUCAUGUUCAACAACGAGACGAUGGCAGACGUUCACUUUGUGGUCGGGCCGCCCGGCGGCACGGAGUCCCGGUCCCGCUGCACAAGCGGUUGUCGAGGUCGGGUCAACACGUCGGUGAUUGGAUGA
Pseudoliparis swirei is the source of this 388-nucleotide messenger RNA. RefSeq names its product BTB/POZ domain-containing protein 3-like. Gene Ontology annotation, biological process: cerebral cortex development; dendrite morphogenesis; neurogenesis. The coding region runs from base 56 to 388 and encodes 110 amino acids. The record is from RefSeq and is a predicted model, not a curated record. Gene Ontology annotation, cellular component: cytosol. The transcript has 3 exons. NCBI's taxonomy places the organism in Eukaryota, Metazoa, Chordata, Actinopteri, Perciformes, Liparidae.